Cylicocyclus nassatus is the source of this 204-nucleotide messenger RNA. The record is from the annotation of a GenBank genome assembly. NCBI's taxonomy places the organism in Eukaryota, Metazoa, Nematoda, Chromadorea, Rhabditida, Strongylidae.
AUGAAUCAACAGAUUUUUGAGUCGAACGAAACAUUCGUCGACGGAUCGGGUGAGGAAAGCGAUGGAUCACGAAUAAUUGUCUUUAGAACGCCUCUGAGUAACAAGCCAACUCACUCAAUGUUUACUGCAAAUACAACAGGUAUACUUCACUGCGGCAUUGCUCGAAGACGGAACAUUUCAACUACUAAUGAAACUCUUACCUAA